AUCGCGGAAAAACAUCUGGAUUAUUCGUUAUUUUUGACGAAAAGUUGUCUAUUAAUCUUAAAAUACACACGAGGUGUAAAGAUCUGAUUUUUAAAAAAAUCAUGGCUUUUCAUGUACCAAAGGCACCGGGCAUGGCCCAAAUGCUUAAAGAAGGAGCUCGUUAUUUCUCAGGUUUAGAAGAAGCAGUAUAUGGAAAUAUAUCAGCAUGUAAGCAAUUUGCACAAACUGUUAGGACUGCUUAUGGCCCAAAUGGCAUGAAUAAAAUGAUAAUUAAUCAUAUUGAAAAAUUGUUUAUUACUAAUGAUGCUGCUACAAUUAUUAAUGAAUUAGAAGUUGAACAUCCAGCUGCUAAAUUGAUAGUUCUUGCAUCAAAAAUGCAAGAAGCAGAAGUUGGUGAUGGCACUAAUUUUGUAAUAAUUUUUGCUGGUGCACUUCUUGAAGCUGCAGAAGAAUUGCUUCGUUUGGGAAUUACUACAUCUGAAAUAGUUGAAGGAUAUGAAGCUUCGUUAGAGAAAGUUUUACAAAUAUUACCAACAUUAGUUUGUUAUGAAAUAAAAGAUUAUAAAGAUGAAAAACAAAUAAAAAUGGGAAUUAAAACAGCUAUUAUGAGUAAACAAUAUGGAAAUGAAGAACCACUUACUUCUCUUGUUGCACAAGCUUGUAUUUCUAUUUUACCAAAAAAAAGCACUUUUAAUGUAGAUAAUGUACGUGUUUGUAAAAUACUUGGUAGUGGCAUAUCCAGUUCUGAAGUUGUACAAGGAAUGGUAUUUAAAAGACAAGUUGAAGGAGAUGUUACAAAAAAAGAUAAUAGCAAAAUUGCUGUUUAUACUUGUGCUGUAGAUAUCAUACAAACUGAAACAAAAGGAACAGUAUUAAUAAAGACAGCAGAUGAAUUAAUGAAAUUCUCUAGAGGAGAGGAAUCCUUAUUAGAAUCUCAAAUAAAAGCAAUUGCUGAUAGUGGAGCUAGUGUGAUUGUUUCAGGAGGAAAAUUUGGAGAUAUGGCUUUACAUUAUAUGAAUAAAUAUAAUUUAAUGGCUGUUCGUAUACCUAGCAAGUUUGAUAUUAGGAGAUUAUGUAAAACUGUUGGAGCUACUGCACUUUCAAAACUAGCUCCACCAUCAAAGGAAGAAUUGGGAUAUGCAGAUUCAGUAUAUAUUGAUGAAGUUGGUGAUACUAUAGUAGUAAAGUUUGCAAUAAAUGGUAAAGAUAGUCGUGUUAGCACUAUAAUUGUUCGAGGAUCUACAGAAAAUUAUAUGGAUGAUAUUGAACGGGCUAUCGACGAUGGAGUUAAUACAUUUAAAGGAAUAACAAGAGAUGGAAGAUUUGUUCCUGGAGCGGGUGCUACGGAAAUUGAACUUGCUUCACAGCUUAGUACUUAUGCAGAUACUUUACCAGGCUUAGAACAAUAUGCAGUACGGAGAUUUGCAACAGCUCUAGAAGUUUUUCCAAAAACCUUAGCAGAAAAUAGUGGAAGUUAUGCUUCAGAACUUUUAUCCAAACUUUAUUCUGCACAUAAAGAAGGCAAAAAAAAUUAUGGUUUUAAUAUUGAUCAAAAAGGAGGUCUUAUCGAUACAGUUGAAAGUGGAAUUUUAGAUUUAUUCUUAACAAAACAAUGGGGUUUAAAAUAUGCUGUUGGUGUUGCAUGCACUGUACUUAAAGUCAAUCAGAUUAUUAUGGCAAAACGUGCAGGAGGACCAAAAGUACCAGGUGGUGGUAUUCGUGAUGACGACGAGUAAUAUAUAAAACAUUUCACAUAUACAAAUUUCAAUGUAUACAUAUAAAACAUUUAAUUACUCAUUAAUUCUUAUAUUUAUUUUGUAAUGUUAUAUUAAAUUGGCUUUACAUUAAACUUCAUGUUAAACAAAAAUAUUUGUAAAGAAAACAUUAAUACAUUUAUUCACACUUUUUUUAAUGAAAAAAACAUACAUAAAAA
Messenger RNA from Apis cerana (Asiatic honeybee), 1933 nucleotides. RefSeq names its product chaperonin containing TCP1 subunit 8 (gene CCT8). Lineage: Eukaryota; Metazoa; Arthropoda; Insecta; Hymenoptera; Apidae. Gene Ontology annotation, molecular function: ATP-dependent protein folding chaperone; ATP hydrolysis activity; ATP binding. Gene Ontology annotation, biological process: protein folding. The record is from RefSeq and is a predicted model, not a curated record.